AUGAGCGCCACCUCGCUGCUCGAGCCCUACGGCUCUCCCAAAUCCACCAACAGCGACGAGAGCACCUUCGACGAGGCCGCCAGCACCGCCGGUUCCAGCACAACAUGCGCCGACGACACCUCGGCGUCGUCCGUGACUCCCACCGCGUCCGAAUGUGACAAUGACAGCAACCCUCUCAAGCGCAAACGCGGCCUUUCCUCCGCCCUCACGCCCCCGCUCUCCGCCUCAGACGAAGACCGCCGCUGCGACGCAACCCCCACCACGCUCUCGCGCGCGCUACACGUCCUAGCCACCGAAGCCGCAGCCCUCGCACACGCGACGCGGCUGUACUCGACGUCCGCCUCGGCGCGGGCAGCGCUGGUCAGCGCCGUCUCGAUCGUCGAGCGCGCGCACGCCGGCGGCGGGAAGGUGGUCGUGUGCGGGGUGGGCAAGAGCGGGCUGGUCGGGCGCAAGACGGUGGCGACGAUGAAGUCGCUGGGCUUGGGCGCGUCGUUCCUGCACGCGGCCGAAGCCGUGCACGGCGACCUCGGCGACGUGCGCCCCGGCGACGCCGUCCUCUUCAUCAGCUUCUCCGGCCGCACCGCUGAGCUGCUCAACGUCCUGCAGCACCUGCCCGCCGACACCCCCGUCGUCGCCCUGACGGCGUAUCCGGACGCGGAGACUUGCCCACUGCUGGCGGGGAGGAGGGGGGAUGCCGCGGUCUUGCUGCCGGCUCCGAUUCAUGAGAGCGAGGAGGCUAGCUUCGGCGUCUCGGCCCCGACGACGAGCACGACCGUGGCCAUGGCUGUGGGAGAUAUGCUGGCGCUGACGGCGGCGGAGAGGAUACAUGAGGAGGAUAAGGGCCGCGUCUUCAAGCGGAAUCAUCCCGGCGGCGCUAUCGGCGCGCGGACGCUGGCGGAGGAGGUGACGACGGUCGUGAAGACCAAGAAGGUCUGCCUCACCAGCGUGGUUGAGGCUUGA
This is a messenger RNA of Lasiodiplodia theobromae, 960 nucleotides long. RefSeq names its product Sugar isomerase (SIS). The transcript has a single exon. Bases 1 to 960 code for a protein of 319 amino acids. Gene Ontology annotation, molecular function: carbohydrate derivative binding. The record is from RefSeq and is a predicted model, not a curated record. Lineage: Eukaryota; Fungi; Ascomycota; Dothideomycetes; Botryosphaeriales; Botryosphaeriaceae. Gene Ontology annotation, biological process: carbohydrate derivative metabolic process.